Molecule: messenger RNA, 4590 nt
Organism: Trichoplusia ni (cabbage looper)
Lineage: Eukaryota; Metazoa; Arthropoda; Insecta; Lepidoptera; Noctuidae
Gene: H
Product: protein hairless
Exons: 3
Coding region: 470-2128 (552 amino acids)
Source: RefSeq, a predicted model, not a curated record
CAUUCGGACCAUUCGGAUUUCAAGUUAGUAUUUGUGGUCAAAAGAACGAUCAUAUUUGAUUUUGAACGAAUCAAAAUGGAUGCUGGGUGUGAAUGAACUAUGUACUGAAAAACGAACAGCUUUUUAUCGAGUUGUGUCGUGGGCCCGAUUAUAAUUGGGAAUCCGGCGUCGCGAUUUUGUUUAGGAUUUAUUUAAGCAGUGACAAACCAAAAGUGUUAUAUGAUCAAGGAUCCACCGUAAUAUCGUUUCAAUUCAGAAGUCACCGUGUCGGUAAUGUGUUUAUACGAAAGAUUCGGUGGAGCCCACAAUCCGCAGGUGGCAUUAGGAUGAGGACUUUGACGGAUAAAUUGUAUGUCGAUCCGAAUUCGCGAGUGUUUGAUGCGACGUCGAUCCCCAUUCUCGGUGCGACAUGGCGAGAAGGUUCGGACUAAAGUGUCGCUCGCGUGAUGUAUGAGCGGUCAGACAUGAAAUGCAUAUACAGGAAGGAACAAACACAACUCUGACAACAUGUACCAAAAUGACAGAGGAAGUAGACAGAAGACAUGGCGUGAAUGGUAACAGCAGUAGUAAGGGUACUAGUGAAGAUGUUCCUGUGAACAGUUCAGCUCUCACUGCUACUGGUGGGAGGCUCAAAUUCUUUAAAGAUGGAAAGUUUAUUUUGGAGCUGGUGCGUGGAUGCGCACGGGAGGGCGAGCGCGCGGGCUGGGUGUCGGUGCCGCGCAAGACGUUCUGGCCGCCCGCCGCCGCGCCGCCCACGCCGCCUGCGGCCGCGCACCCGCCCUCCGCCUCGCUGUCCGUGUCCGACGACAACAGCUCCGUGCAGUCCUCGCCCUGGCAGCGGGACCACUGCUGGAAGCAAACCGCACCGCGCAGAAACAUUUCCAAAGAGUUAGCCAUGUACUAUUGCAGACCGAGCACGCUUCACACGGCCGCCAUAGAGGUGGCCAGCCGCCUCAAGCGGAGGAGACCGUACGACACCACCCACCUGGAUGGUGUAGUCAACGGUACCAGUUCGAAAAGAACUCUGACCAAUGGUGUCUGCGACAAGAAAAACGGUGACGUUGGCUCGCCAGAGAACAGGAGUAGUCGGAGUGAGGACGUGGUCGACGGUGCUCCUAAAGCCAAGACCAACUCCGACGACGAUCGGUGGACGGAAUACGACCGAGAGAAAUACUAUCAUAUGAAACUAAAGAAACCGUAUCAGUAUCGUAAGUUAAGGGUGUAUAAAAAGACAAGACCGCCGAUAAGACGUAAGGAGUUGACCAAAACAAUAAACAAACUUCGCGAGAGAAUCUCUUCGCUGCCAGCGCCGGUCAACGCGAAGUUAGCAAAUUGUAGGCAAGAGCACAUGAUGGUGUCACCGAGGAAACGCAUCCUCAGGGAACUGGAGAGAGUGAGCCUUGAGGACCAGGGCAUGAAGCGGCGUGCGAAGACUGUGCCCGCCUUGAGCACGGCGUCGUAUCCGCCGUCGCCGGGGCCGAGCCACACUGCGCAUAAGCCAGCUGUAGAGACGCCAGCGCGCUCUCAUAAUGGAAACGUACCUCGGAAAGAACAGCCCGUUUCCAAGAACGUAAGCAGCUAUAGUAUACACUCGCUCCUGAGCAUGCCGGACGACAGCCCGACCCGGAGGUCGCCGGAGCCGAAGCGGUCGCCGCAUUCGCACCCGCCCUCGCUCAAGACCGAGUCACCGUCGAGCGUGAACUCGCCGGACUUGAGCCCCAGCCCGGACAACUACCGCUACCGGUAUUCUGCGCUGAUGGGCUCGCCGGGGCCGGGCGGGCUGGCGCGCGACUCGCCCACGCCGCCGCCCGAGCUGGCGCGCUACCGCGGCUACGGCGCGCCGGCCUCGCCCUACGGCGUGCGCGCGUGGGGCGGCGCCGCGCCCGCCGCGCAGUACCGCGGCUCGCCGGCGCGCGACGACUGGGCGCGGGACGUGCCCUACAUGUACCCGUACUCGUACGUGGGCCCGCACCUGUACCGCUCGGCGCCGCCGCUGUGGCUGCAGUACCCCAUGUCGCCCGGCGUGCCGCCCGGGCCCUGGGCGCCGCUCGCCAUGCCGCUCGCCAACGACCACAUACCUAAGGAUGAACCCACUUCAGAUUUGCCGCUCAAUUUGUCGAAACACUGAGAUUCAACGGCGCUGGCGCAAGUCUGACACGUGAGACUGAACACACAAACAAACAUUGUUUUAUUAAAUUCGGUCAAUUUCGCUUGGUCGUGCGUGACACGUACGCCGGGCACGGCCACGCCAUGUGCAAACCUUUCACGUGCGCUAUAUAUGUAUCAUGUAAACGCGAUCUAAGACUAUAUCAAUGUAGCGUAUAGGCGAGUCAGCAAUAACAUGUUAGUAUGAGGUAUAUGAAUGAUACACGUAGAAGACAAGUCGGACAGGAGGCUUGUGGUGUCAUGUCGUCAAUAAAAUUGUCCUAUGAACAUUCCACUGUCACACUACGAUUGGCGCGUGAAAAUGUCCAAAAACUAGAUCCCACCUAACCAGCGUUUGUGAUCGCGCUGUUGCGAUUAUUAUAUAUAUUGUAACUGUAGCAAAUAUGUUUUGCAAGCUCGCAAAAAUAUUUUUGUAUAGAUUGUGGUUUUCCGACUGAGCACUCUGAUCGGGAUCUAUUUACAAACUAAUGUAUAUUACACUGAAAUAUUAUAUUUUAGUAUAGAUGUAUGUAUGCAGAGUCAUGUGUGUAUUUUCAUACGAAAUAUUUGUACUGCGAGUUAAAUAUUUUAAUAUUGGCUAUUAUUUUAGGGUAAGGUUCUAAGAUGAUCUAAAUAAACAAAAUACAGUUAUCAAUUGUUAAAUUCAGUGCCUUGAAAGAAAUAAAGAUAUUAUGAUCAUAUUUAUAAACGAAAGUAUUAGGACAAAUGUUGGCUUCGUCCAAGUUUACAUUACAUACAUAGGUACUGCUAUAUAUUCAUAUAAAUAAAGUUUUAUACAAUAUAAUAUUUCUAAACUCCUGUUCCUUGUUCAUUUGCAAAAUUCCAUAUGUUUAUGUUCGAUCUCAUUAUUUAAUUUAGAAAAUAAAAUGAGGUAAAGACUACAGUUUUGGGAACAAAUUUGGAUGUGUGUUUAAGUAACAUGUAUAAAAUUAAGAGACAUUGUAUAUAAUUUGUGAAUGGUGUAUUAUUGAUGGAAGUUCGGGGCGUAGAUAUAUCAGAGCAUUAAUCGUUUACGACUUAUCAGUAAGGAGUUUAUUACCUUCAAAUAAUUAUUGUAAUUGUACAGUAUUUUUAUAACGAGUAUUUUAUAAUGUUUAUGUUGAUGACGGGAGUCUGUCUUGCAGCGCGCGUCGAGCGCGAGGCAGUGCGGCGCCGCGCUCGCCUCGCCACGCUUUGAGAUUAAAACGUAGAGCUAGAUUUACUGCAAUUUUAGUUGAAGUAUGGGGUUAUGUAUUAUAAGAACAGUUAAAUGACGGUAAGGGACUGACUUCUGAUGUAAUAUUAUCAUUAAUGGAACUGUAUAAAAUAGUUAUAUAAUCGAAGGCCUACUGUAACGAUUGUGUUGUCCUCCAACUAAGUUGACUUAGUGUAAAUGUAGCUAUAAUACAUCCUGCUCAAUUUAACUCUUGAGGGAAUAUAGGGAACAACUUUAUUUCAAUGUUGUAGUGGCCGCGGGAGGUAGCUGUAUUUUUUAUGUUAAAAAUUGUGUGUUGUUACAUAGAAAUGAUUGAGUACAUGCUAUCCACUCGUCCAUUAUUUUAGACUCAGAUAUCUUACGCCGUGGGUUGUGUGUACUCGACAAAUUUAAAUUACUUUCUACUUGUCGUUACAAUAACAAGAUUCCGUAUCGUGGAAUGUGAUAACGUUUCGAUGUCUUUGCAUUUUUUCUAUCAUCUCACUGCCUCUUGUUACAUGGUCCAAAGAACGUAAACUCCGAUGUUUAAUCCAUAGUGCUUCCGUUAAUUGUUGUAACUUUAUACAGAUUCUUUGUACUAAACCCGAUUAUUUUAAUGAGGCAAAGUAUAAUACUAACCUAAUAUUCGUUGAAUUUGAUGGGAUGAUAGUAUUUUGUAAACAUGUUAUUACUAAUUAUCUUUGUUUACUAUUCCCGGCGGUAACAUAAUGCUGUUCGCCACCGAUAGGUAAUAAGAACGAGAGAACAGUCAAGUACAUUUAAGUGCCAUUUGACAACGCGACAACUCUAUUGAGGACUUUCACUUUUUGUGGCUGAAGUGAAAACUUCGCUGUUGGAUUUAUUAACGCUAAACGCUAUAUUAUAUAUAAAUAACUUCACAGCCACACUGGCGGCUAUAUCGCUGGCGCCACGACUGUGCACCUCCUCCUUAGUGUUGUCGGUCACAAGCUUUUAUUUAAGUAUAUUUUUAUAUGGGAACAUAGAAAAUGCAGACUUCUCCCAACUACAACAUUGUUUUACCGCUGUUUUAAGCAAUUGCUAAAAUAUUUUUCUACGCGAAUAUGUAACACACAAACUUGAAGUAUGUGAUAGUGCUUUCAAAAUAAGUGAGACGCAACAUGCAGGUGUCUUAAAAUCCCCCUAAAUCAUAUUUAUCAUACCGAGAAAUAGUUAUUAUCCAUUUAUAUUAAGAUGUAGUUAUUACUCGAAUAAAUAUAACUUUUUAAAAA